Oncorhynchus masou masou (cherry salmon) is the source of this 5112-nucleotide messenger RNA. RefSeq names its product ring finger and CCCH-type domains 2 (gene rc3h2). Lineage: Eukaryota; Metazoa; Chordata; Actinopteri; Salmoniformes; Salmonidae. Bases 517 to 3816 code for a protein of 1099 amino acids. Gene Ontology annotation, molecular function: double-stranded RNA binding; RNA stem-loop binding; ubiquitin protein ligase activity. The record is from RefSeq and is a predicted model, not a curated record. Gene Ontology annotation, biological process: ubiquitin-dependent protein catabolic process; protein polyubiquitination; nuclear-transcribed mRNA catabolic process, deadenylation-dependent decay. Gene Ontology annotation, cellular component: cytoplasmic stress granule. The transcript has 19 exons.
UGAAAAUAGUACCACAUACGCACAACCAUUAUAAACAAGGUUUCGAGGUGAAAUUGGAUUACAUAUUAUUUUGUACUGCUCGUUUUACCACAAAACACUCUCCUGUUGAUCAAGACGCGCCUGCCCAAGGCACCGCAGUUCAAAAACUGGAAGCGGAGUGAUACAGUAGGCUACACGAUCGUUCUACCCAGUUGUCAAACCGAGGGAGCGUACCUUUGAGCGAACAUGUCGCAUAGGCUGGGAAUGAAUACAGAAAUUGGAGCAAACAGCAGUAAAUUGAUGUGCUGAAAGGAUAUUUUAAAUACGGGGUCUAUAUUAUUGGUUUGAUUGCUGCGGUUCCACUGCAACUGAUGAAGAUAUUUUUCGUUUGCUCUCUUGGAGGAUAAAAAUAUGAUUAUUAUAGUACUCCGUUGCAGUGCCUAAGUUGUCAUUGUGCUGUCGGGGCGUGGUGGCAUGCGAUCCCCCUGAGUGAAACACCACCCUCCAGAGGUGACAGCAGGCAGGACAGGCAGCAGGAUGCCAGUGCAGGCAGCCCAAUGGACAGAGUUCCUCUCCUGCCCCAUCUGCUACAAUGAGUUUGACAGCAAUGGCCACAAGCCCAUCAGUCUGGGCUGCUCGCACACCGUGUGUAAGACCUGUCUGCACAAGCUGCACCGCAAGGCCUGCCCCUUCGACCAGACAGCCAUCAGCACUGACAUUGACCUCCUGCCUGUCAACUGUGCCCUGCUACAGCUGGUGGGAGCUCAGGUCCUGGAGUCCCAGCCUGUGACUCUGAGCAGUGCUGUGGAGUUAGAGCACUAUGAGGUGUGCCGGGUGUGUGUGGAGGAGCUGGCUCUCUAUCUCAAACCCAUCAGUGGAGGAAAAGGUGUGGUGACACUCAGUCCGAGCGCGCUCAGUCGACCCAUGCAGAGGAAGCUGGUGACACUGGUCAACUGCCAGCUGGUGGAAGAGGAGGGGCGGGUACGUGCGGUGCGGGCAGGCCGGUCACUAGGGGAACGUACCGUCACAGAGCUCAUCCUGCAGCACCAGAACCCACAGCAGCUCUCUGCCAACCUGUGGGCCGCCGUCAGGGCACGGGGAUGCCAGUUCCUGGGGCCUGCGAUGCAGGAGGACGCUCUAAAGCUGGUGUUGCUGGCCCUAGAGGACGGCUCAGCUCUGUCCAGGAAGGUACUGGUGCUGUUUGUGGUCCAGAAACUGGAGGCUAGGUUUCCUCAGGCCUCCAAGACCUCCGUCGGACACGUGGUCCAGCUGCUCUACAGAGCCUCCUGCUUUAAGGUGACCAAGCGUGACGAGGACUCGUCGCUGAUGCAGCUGAAGGAGGAGUUCCGUACCUACGAGGCCCUGCGCCGCGAGCACGACGCCCAGAUCGUGCACAUCGCCAUGGAGGCGGGGCUCCGUAUCUCACCUGAGCAGUGGUCCUCCCUGCUCUACGGAGACCUCAUCCACAAGUCACACAUGCAGUCUAUCAUUGACAAGCUCCAGUCCCCAGAGUCCUUUGCAAAGAGUGUCCAGGAGCUGACGAUAGUUCUACAGAGAACAGGAGACCCUGCCAACCUGAACAGCCUCAGACCACACCUGGAACUACUGGCCAACAUCGACCACAACCCAGACGCGGCGUCUCCGUCGUGGGACGAGCUGGAGGGCGUGGUGCUGGCGGUGAAGGUGAUGGUCGACGGCCUGGUGGAGUUCACACAGAACUUCAGUAAGAAGAGCCACGAGACACCGCAGCCGCAGCCCAACAGCAAGUACAAGACCAGUAUGUGUCGAGACCUCCGGCAGCAGGGUGGCUGUCCCCGAGGAUCCAACUGCACCUUCGCACACACACAGGACGAGCUAGAGAAAUACAGAAUGAGAAACAAGAAGAUCAGUGGUGUGGGCCGGCCCUUCCCCCUAGCCCAGGGGAGUAUGGGUAGUGAGGGGGGCGACUCAGGAGAGGAGGCCUGCGCUGGGGGACUGAAGGGCUCAGACAAGGUGGGAUCGGGGUCCCUAACAGAGGGGUCCACACACCCCCAGCUCAUCCCCAGGGGAGGCAACAUGAUGGAGGAGAUGAAGAGGGAGAGGUCUGUUGUUAACGGAUCCAACGGACUCACAGGCUCCAGCCGCUCCUCAUCUGGCUCCUUGGAACAAAAGACUGUUUCUCCUCCAAAGACGCCUGUCAACCACUCCUCAGCUCCUUCUCCCCAUGGUCCGGGGUCUAGGGUAGAGUGUGGCUCUGGUCAUCCCAAACAAGGGCACUUCCUAAUGAGAGGACCCUCUCACCAGCCUCCUCCCCACCAGCCUCAGUCCUCUGAACUGUACUACCAGGACCCCCGACCUCCCUACGACACACAACCCUACCAGCCAGCCAGUAACUACUACACCUCUACAAUGCACCACCACAAACCCUGCAUGGCCCGCUUCCUGCGUUCCAGCCACGUCCUCGAGUCCUCUCUGCCGCCUUCCAUGGCCCCUCCGUACUCCGAGCAGCACUCCUCCUUUCCCCCACCACGGGAACGCGUGGGUCCUUCUCCCUACGGCCCCCUGCCGGCCCCCCAGUACGGGCCCCUGGCCCCGGCCCAUGGAGGCUACGCUCCCCUGUAUGACAGUCGGCGUAUGUGGAGACCCCAGCUGUACCACCGCGAGGACGCCAGGAGUAACUCCCUGCCUCCAGAGGUGCUGCACUCCUCUGUGUACCAGCCCCCCCUCCGAGAGAGAUACGCCUCCCUGGACAGUCCCUACUGCUCGGCGGGGGAGCACAGAGCAGCGCUGCACAGGGACUCUUAUGGGCGUGUUCCUCUUGGAUACGAGGAUCUGUUCAAGCGGAAACAAGAGCAAUGGACACACCAUCACCACGGCAACAUGAACAGGCCCUCCCAGUCCUCCCCCGUCUUCACCGUAGACUUUGGUGCAGAGCAUGACAGUGGAGGUGAUCAGUGUAUGAACUGUAAGUACCGGGGUGAGGAGCGUCUGGCCCACUACUCUCCCUGGUCCUGUGGAACCAUCAGUACCUGCAUCAGCCCCUUUGAACCAGAGCAUCACAACGCCUCAGCUCCCUCCUGCUCCGAACACUCAGAAGUAGAUAAUGGCGAAAGGAAACGGUGGCUCCACACAUUUGAGCCGUACCGCCGUCUGAAAGACGAGGAUCCCAUCAUCCCAUUUGGAGAGGGACCCAUCAUCUCGAAAUGGGGGGCUAUCUCCCGCGCCUCCCGUACAGGGUACCACACCACUGACCCCGUCCAGGCCACAGCCUGCCAGGGAAGCAACAGCACCACCCCCGUCAACUUCAGAGAUUAUGGCCCACACAUCGGUCACGGUGACUACAGGUGGAGCUCCUGUGGGUCUGACUCGUCCAGCCACUCUAGUUUCCUAGAGAGUGACCAGCUGGGAGUGUGUGAGCUUUCUGCCCGUGAGCGGUCCUUCGGCAGUGGAGAGAAGGCUGGUGCAGGAGGCCUGCUGCAGACUGACUACUGUAAAGACACGACAGAGAGCGAACCGGACAGAGACAUUGAGCUGGAGCUGUCUGUACUAGACAUGGAGGACAUUGACCUGCAGGACAACAGUCAACAAUCUGAGGAGUCCCUUGAGCUAAGGGACCCCCACCUUCUCACCCCUCCCAGCAGUGAACCCCAGAGGAGUCAGACGGACAAGCUGUCCGCUGACAAGAUGGAGGCUCACCUGUUGAAGAAGAUGGCCUUCAGGAAGUCUCUCUCCCCUGGAGGUCUGGGCUCGGGAGGCCUCAGUGUGGGGAAGCUGAUGAUGAGAACCGGCCCUCCAAGGCUUGGGGACAUGGGCCCUCGCCCCAACACAGGCCCUGAGAUGCUGCUCAACGGCAGUUGAGAGGGCAGAGACACCCCACCGCUACAAAGCUCCUAGAGCUGCUGUCACAGUAACAUCUUAGGGUCGUAAAGGCCUGUAUCACCAGACACCGAUCAGGUAUCCCCCCCCCAAUAUCACUAGUAAAAAGGGUACAUGCUGUACAGUAUGCUCCUUUAGACGACAGCGAGUGUCGUUUUCGAACUUGACAAAGAGAGACUUCUGGUUGAGACACAAACACCAGUAGGCUUCAUUGUAUUUCCUCUUUUCUCACCCGGCAAGGUUUUCAAUCAAUUGGUUUCUUUUUUUUUGUCCUUGGUUUUGAUCAUAUGCUUGUGUGACCUGCUCGCUCUCCACUGCCUUCAGGGAUGGUGCUGAUGGUGUUUAAAAUAUCUUCAUAUGGCAUCCGAUAGUCUUCUAUUCAUUAGUUCUACAAGGAUCAUACGGUGACGAAGGUGCUCGGCACUAUCGGGUGUGAAGGCUAUCGGUAUCUGUUGAUAUCGGAUGAUAACAAUAACAAUACAAUACUAUGUAUCUGUCGUCAUAGGAAUGAUAUUUGCAUGUCGAAAAUUCCAAGUCUUUACUUUCAAAAGGAGAGUGCUAGUUGAACAGGGUUCAUAGGUCAUGAAAGAUGUUAAAAAAAGAAAGGAACUUAAAAAAAGAAAGGAACAGGAAGACUGUGUUACCCUGUGUGCAGUGUCAUUUGUUGGUCUCGAGCAUUUCAUAGGCGAGAUUCAAGAUGAUAACGAUCAGUCAGAUAUCUCACCGGUGUCACCGCAGUCACGUGUGUGCACAAUUGUGGCCUUUCUUUCUUUCCUAGCCGUUUGUAAAAUAUCCCCUUAUAUUUAGGCCUAGCCAUCGGAUGAAUUUGUGGAAAACGCCAAGAAGUCCAACAUGCAUCAGCAAUCCUAAAUAUGAUCGACAGAUGCCACCGUCAUGUAUGGCUAUAGUCUGAGCAGCUGCAUCCAGUGAUUGAAUCGUACUUAUCUACUGUACUGUAUAUGAAAUAAUACAUCAUACUGACAUUUAUCUGUGCCCUCGAAUCUCAUGACAUAUCAGCUCUUUUUUAGUUCUGUGCAUCAAACUCAUAACCUGAGUUUACUAUAAUAGAGGAUCAGCAAAUCACCAGGUGAAUCUAGUGUUCCUUCAUGCUGCCUUUGUUUUGUCUCUGUUCUAACUUUUUACAAAAUGUGUUUCGUUGUUGUUUUCUUUGAAGCAUUGCUAACUUCCGUGAAGUUGUUUGUCAAAAUAUUUUGUAUCAGGAUCUCUGUUUUGUUUUGUUUUUGGUUGUCGUUUUUUUUUUUAAAGAAAUGAAACCAA